AUGAAGCUCCUGGGGAUUGCUGCCUUUUUCCUAGCUGUACUCUGUGUUUGCACUGUAGGAGGAGAUGGUAUUCCACCCAGUUCCACUUGUGCAACCACAUCUACACCAACAACAAAAGCUGUAAUGGAAGCUGUGAGCACAUCAACCUUGCAAUCAACAUCAUUGCAAAUGUCAGUGCUGACAACUGAAAACAGAACUACAAAUGAAUCCAUCACAAGUGACUCCACAUCUUCUUCACCUAAUGCUACACAACAAAUAACACAAGAUACAACAACACAACUACCAGUAAAAGCGACAACUACAACAGCAGAAAAAAGUGACAGCACAACAAACACUACACAAGCAAGUGUAACACAGUUGACACGCAAUGAGAGUUUGGAUGCUUCAUCUACUACGAGACAGUCUUUUUCAUCUACAAUCUCUCUACAAAAAACCACUUCUGCUCCUGGAACCUCAGGCCUUCAUGUGAGCUCCCCCACAGAAUUGACAACUUUUGGCAGUACUGGAAGCAUUUCUGGAAACAAGAAUGCGGCCGGGAGUGAUAUCCACUAUUCUAGCGUUAUCUUGCCAGUUGUCAUUACCUUGAUAGUCAUUACCCUCUCUGUCUUCUCGCUGGUGGCUUUGUACAGAAUGUGCCAGAAGAAAACGCCAGAGAGACAAGAGAACGGCACUGAACAGGUCCAGUCAGAUAAAGAAGGAGUCAAACUUCUUUCUGUGAAGACAACUUCUCCUGAGACUGGAGAGCACUCAUCUCAGGGGAAGAAUAAAACUCGGCAACUCUUUACACCUCAGCAAUAA
Haliaeetus leucocephalus (bald eagle) is the source of this 798-nucleotide messenger RNA. It is a transcript of the gene EMCN, whose product is annotated as endomucin. The transcript has 11 exons. The coding region runs from base 1 to 798 and encodes 265 amino acids. NCBI's taxonomy places the organism in Eukaryota, Metazoa, Chordata, Aves, Accipitriformes, Accipitridae. The record is from RefSeq and is a predicted model, not a curated record.